GGAAAAGCAAUUCCCAGGGUCCACGGGUCACCAGGUGGCGACUGACUGACUGAGUGAGGAACAGAGGGAGGUUUUGAUUAAGAAAAGACCGAGACCAGACAGAAUGGUGGACUCACAGUACAUCUUGCCCAACGACAUUGGCAUCUCGGUGCUGGAUUGCCAGAAUGCCUUCCGGUUGCUGUCGAAGGAGGAGAAGUUGUACGCUCACUACAUCUCACGGGCAUCCUGGUACGGGGGGCUGGUGGUCCUCCUGCAGACCUCCCCAGAGUCUCCCGCCAUCUACGUGCUGCUUCAGAAACUGUUCCGGGCUCAGCCCCUCUCCGAGCUACAGGAGUCUGCCACUGCCAUUGGGAUGACAUCUGAGGAGUACCAGGCAUUCCUAGUUUACGCAGCCGGCGUUUAUUCCAACAUGGGCAAUUACAAGUCGUUCGGAGACACCAAAUUUGUGCCUAACCUGCCUCAGGAGAAGUUGAAAGCGCUGGUGUGGCAUAGUGCAGCCUACAAACAGAAGCCAGAAGAGAUCGAGUGCCUGUGGAAGGUGUGUGGUCAGCUCAUGUUCUCUCUGGAUGACAGACACAAGCAGCUGGGUCUUGGAGAGAAGGGCAUCACCACCUAUUUCUCUGGGAACUGUGUGUUGAAGGAUGCGGAGCUAGCACAGAAGUUCCUGGAUUCGAAGGGUAUCAGUGCUUACAAUACUCGAUUGUUUAAAACCGAGGGAGCGGAUGGCAAAUUGGUGUACGAGGUCAGGCUUGCCUCUGUGAUGAAGGAUGGUGUAAAGUUGGAGGGUGAAUCCGACAGCAUAUGUGGGGUUUAUGAGUUUGAUGGAGUAACGUUCAGGGUGGUUCGAGGUGACUACUGGCCUUUAAUGAAGAGGGUGGUGGAGAAUCUGGAGAAAGCCAAGGACUAUGCAGCCUCUCCCAAUGUAGUGAAGAUGCUGGAGCAGUACAUCCAGAGCUUCACCACCGGCUCCAUUGAUGCUCAUAAGGAGGGCUCCAAGCACUGGAUCAAAGAUGUGGGGCCCAUCGUAGAGAGCUACAUCGGCUUCAUCGAAAGUUAUCGAGACCCUUAUGGAUCGCGAGGGGAGUUUGAAGGUUUUGUGGCUGUGGUCAACAAGGACAUGAGCGCCAAAUUCUCCCAGCUGGUGGCUUCAGCUGAACGGCUGCUCCCAGAACUGCCCUGGCCCAAGGAGUUUGAGAAGGAUCGCUUCCUCAAACCGGACUUCACUUCGCUCGACGUGCUGACCUUCGCGGGCAGUGGCAUUCCGGCUGGCAUCAACAUCCCAAACUACGACGAUAUUCGGCAGACGGUAGGGUUCAAAAACGUUUCGCUGGGUAACGUUCUGGCAGUGGCCUACUCCACGCAGAAGGAGAAGCUGACUUUCUUAGAGGAGGGAGAUAAGGAUCUGUACAUCAAAUGGAGGAGCCCAUCUUUCGAGGUUCAGGUUGGCCUGCACGAGCUCCUCGGUCAUGGCAGUGGGAAACUGUUUGUUCAGGACAAGCAUGGAAAGUUCAACUUUGAGCCUAAUCUGGUGAACCCUGAGACCGGAGAGACGGUACAAAGCUGGUACAAGCACGGCGAGACCUGGGACAGCAAGUUCUCCACAGUUGCGUCCAGCUACGAGGAAUGUCGGGCAGAGUGCGUGGGCAUGUAUCUCUGCCUCAACAGGGAGGUGUUGAAGAUAUUCGGCCAUGAGGGCACAGAUGCUGAUGACGUUAUCUACGUGAACUGGCUGACAAUGGUUCGAGCGGGAGUCCUGGGUUUGGAGUUCUAUACUCCAGAGAGCCAGCAAUGGAGACAGGCCCACAUGCAGGCCCGUUUUGUCAUUCUGCGGGUUCUCCUGGAAGCUGGCCAGGGGUUUGUCACCAUCCGACAAACCACGGGGACAGACGGCAAACCUGACGCUAUCAUCACUCUCGACCGAAGCAAGAUCUCCACUGUCGGCAAGACUGCCAUCGAGGAAUUCCUCAGGAAGCUGCAGGUUUACAAGAGCACCGCGGAUGUGGAGUCAGGCCGUGCGCUCUACUCCAGGUACUCUGAGGUCAGCGAUUCGGAGCCUGAGAGGUUCCUCAGCCUUCGCGAGACAGUCCUGCUCAGGAAGGAAGCCAGAAAGAUGUUUGUCCAGGCUAACACCAGAGUCGAAGCUGAUGGAGACGUCCAGUUCCUGAACUACGAAGCCACAGCUGCCGGUUUGAUCCAGUCGUUUGUUGAGCGGUUCCCAGAAGAUGACGAGGAGCUGGAAUGGAACCUGCAGGAGCUCUGUCGAAGCGACCUGCCGUACUGGAACAAUGUCUAACGCCUCGCCCUCCCGCAGCGCCUUGUCCCGAGAGUCUUUUUUAACUUGGCCUUCCCUUUCUCUGUUUUGCUUCCUCCUGAAUUUCCUGCGAGCUCCGAUUUUUGAGGGCUGCGAAUUCCGAUUAGACUCUCGAGCCGCUGUCCCUGAUUCGGAAUGGCUGGAUCCGUUCUCGGGUUGCCGAAUCCCUCCCUUGUCUAUACUCCGCGUUGGAAUGCUCCUGGGUAGCUAAGUCGUGCUAGUAUUGAACUGUGCCUUUCCUGGAACCGCUUCCCCCCACCACGCACCCCCCAACUCUCCAAACAAAAAAACCGGUUUUGGCCGUUCUCUGAUGUCCAAAACAAAAUCCUGGGGCAGGCAGCUGUGGAUGGGUGGUCUCCUACCAAUCUGGGCCUCCCGUGAUUCAGGAGGGCGUGCAUUUCUGGGAAAGCUCCCCACACACAUGCUCCGCUGGUGGGUUUAGGUGUCUCUGUGACUUUGUUCCUUUAUCAUUUUUGUUCCCCCACCCAAGAGCGUAGCCGACUUGAGGUUCUUUUGGGUUGAUUUAACGUCGGGAAUCGGUGGCGGUGCAAAUGGUGAGCGGGCAUCUUGAAUUGUUUUGUUUUUGCAGGAGCGAGGCUACGUGAUCUCCUGGUUGGGAUCGGGCUCAGUUUCUGUAGCUCUUUGCAAGGAUUAAGACAAAAAUAUAUUAUAUCAUUCUUCCUGGAA
Molecule: messenger RNA, 2998 nt
Organism: Rhincodon typus (whale shark)
Lineage: Eukaryota; Metazoa; Chordata; Chondrichthyes; Orectolobiformes; Rhincodontidae
Gene: dpp3
Product: dipeptidyl-peptidase 3
Exons: 18
Coding region: 104-2293 (729 amino acids)
Biological process (GO): proteolysis
Cellular component (GO): cytoplasm
Molecular function (GO): dipeptidyl-peptidase activity; metalloexopeptidase activity
Source: RefSeq, a predicted model, not a curated record